This is a messenger RNA of Naegleria fowleri, 711 nucleotides long. RefSeq lists its product as uncharacterized. The coding region runs from base 1 to 711 and encodes 236 amino acids. Lineage: Eukaryota; Heterolobosea; Eutetramitea; Acrasida; Naegleriidae. The record is from RefSeq and is a predicted model, not a curated record. The transcript has a single exon.
AUGCAAACAACCAAUAAUAACACUUUGGAUCCAACUCACUCAUUCAUCAACCUCAAUUAUUUUGUCAAUCUAAGCAACAACCAUGACGAUCAAGAGGAUUUGGAUGGGUUGGAUCUUCUGUUUGGGGAAGGUUGUAGUGAUGAGCAGAGUGCGUCAACCUACUCGACAGACUCCUGUCAGCGGUUGCUGUUGUCUCCACAAGAGCCACAAACACCUCAAUCAUUGAUGGCUAUGUAUCCAUCAAAUGUGAUGUUGUCAUCGGGUGAGUGGCCAUCAUUGUUGAAACCUUGCACGUUUCCUUCUGAGGUUGAUCAAUCACUCAAUUCCUUAGAUUCAGGUGUAUUUCUAAUGCCACCAAACACACCCCAAUUUCAGAUGUCUGUAUCUUCAGGUCCCUUGGAUGCAACGAUACCAGAGACCUUCUUUUAUCAACUGCAACAACAAACAAGUACAUUUCUGUCCACAUGCCAGCAGUUGCCAUCUCCCUGUAACAGUAUUGUGAACAACAAUCAAACCCUAUAUCACAACAAUAAUGGUGGUAAGGUCUGGACUCCCUCAGAAGAGGAAGAAUUGAAGUCCUAUAUUGAAUCUGAAUGCAAAAAGAUCUUUGAUCGCCACUGGAGCACGCUUCCUCCGUUACGAGCAAACUCAACAAAGAAACGAGACAAAUUUGAUCUGGAGGAGGAAAUCAAAAAAAAAUUAAAGAAUUGA